UUCCCCACCAUCCAUCUGCCCUUUGAGUCAUACCAAAGCCACUUGGAUUCCAUAAAAAAAUUUAAAAUAUUUUUUUUUACUUCCUUUUUAUUUUUCCUCUUUUUUAUAUGAAGAGUUCUGAAUUGGGUGCCUAAUAUUUUCGGUUUUCCGUAUUUAUCUUUGGAAGCUUGUGGGUUAUUAUGUAUUUAUGUGAUACCUGGGCGCACUCUGCUCUCAUGUUCUAUAUGUGAAGUGGGUGCUUCUUGUCUUUUUGUUUUAGCUUCUGGGGUUUGUGGUUGGUCUUGGAGAUUGGUUUUGUGAACUUGGAUACAAUGGGUUCUGGUACCAAUUUGGUGACUACUAUAAUUGGGUUUGGGUUGAGUGCAACUUUCAUUGUGUUUGUUUGCACCAGAAUAAUUUGUGGAAGACUACGAGAGCGUGUGGGAUCAAGGACUAUAUAUGAAAUUGAAACAAGAAGUGAUAUAGAACGGGCAGAAUAUCACGGUAAUGACCCUGAACCUGCUUUUGUUGCUGCAAUCCCCACUUUGAAUUUCAACCAAGAAGCCUUCAGUAACUUUGAAAGUACACAGUGUGUGAUAUGUUUGGCAGAGUACAAAGAAAAAGAACUAUUGCGUAUCAUACCAAAAUGUGGCCACAGUUUUCACCUUUCUUGCAUUGAUAUGUGGCUGAGAAAACAAUCCACGUGUCCAGUGUGCCGUUUGUCACUACAGAAUGCUAAUGAAGCAAAACAUGUGAGACAUGUACCAUUUACUAUUAGGCAAUCUCUUGAUGAGUCCCACUCCAAUACUUCUUCAGAAAGGAUCACAGAUAAUGAGAUGGAAGUUGAACAUAAUGCUAGUAACUCCCCACAAUCAACUUUGGAAGAACCAGACACCAGACACUGAUGUUGUAGUGUGUGCCUAAUCUGUGUAUGUAAAGGAACAUUGCUACUACCUCCCUAGAACAUUGCUACUAACACUACACUUUUUGAUAUAUUUAUUAUGUGAAUUUUAGUUGACUCUCA
This is a messenger RNA of Cajanus cajan (pigeon pea), 1003 nucleotides long. RefSeq names its product RING-H2 finger protein ATL39. The record is from RefSeq and is a predicted model, not a curated record. NCBI's taxonomy places the organism in Eukaryota, Viridiplantae, Streptophyta, Magnoliopsida, Fabales, Fabaceae.